GGUGAUGCAGUUGAGGUUACAUUGCAGCUUAAUGAGUCAGCGUUCAAGCGCUUAACGAUACUACACGGAUUAUGCCACAUCACAUAGAUAUGACCCCGCAGCAAGGAAAAACAACAUCAUUCAACACUGAAUAUUUCUCAAGAUAGCAUUAAUUCUUUAACGACAGGAUCCUAACGCGAAGACAUCUUUGAAAAUGCCAAACAACACUGCUAUACCAAAGGGUGAUAAUCAUUCCGGACCUAGUUACAAUUGUAUCAGACAAGGUAAUCGGAAUUAUUUCCUCUCGAUUCAUUUCUAAUAGUGAAAGAUCUUGAGCGUAGAUCUACAGGGCAUAUCUCAAUUCACGAUCUAUGCAAUAAAACAUUGCCUGAAGCCAUGAUAGUUUUCCUACCUUCUGAGAAGAGUUUGAUCCACCUCAAGCUAGAUAAGCAGCUUUCGGAUCGAUUUAUAAUCCCAGACUCCUUUUGGGAUUCUGUAUCUCAAGAAGCAAGUGGCUUUUUCAGAUGUCAAGAAAGCAGGAGUGUUGAUGACGUGUUAGAAGCUUAUACCACACUCUUCCGGGUUCUGAUUAAGCAGCCAAAUACUGGGUCAAGCAGCUGCAAAAGCAAUGGCAUUCUAUAUACAUGGCACAAAUUUACUUUCCUGACCUCCUGGUUGCCUUCCAAUAAGCUUGUUGUUCUCUGCUUUGAUCUACCACCUCCUUUUCAAAAUACCUUGAUUGCUUCUUUAAUUAAUUCUUCGACUCAUCUGGAAAUGCGAGAUAUGUAUUCCAUUCACGUUUUAUUACUAUGGGAGAUAACAAAGUUAUUUGAUUUUGCUUUAUGGUCAUCGCGUGAUCUUGUUAGAGAUCUAGAGAAGAACCGGGUAUCAAAAGAAGAUCCUCAACCAGAUUAUGAUCGAAUGCACGAGCUUGCAAGGCAUGCCAUACAUACAUCCGAGAUGUUAGAAAUGACACUUGAAACACUGACGGCUAUCAUUCGAGAGCACGAGCUUUUCUUCGACAACAAUCCCGCAUUACCGAAAUCGAUCAGAACGAUAUCUAAACAGACGAUGAGAGAUCUACGAUUCCAAAACACCAUUUUCAAAUCUCUUCAUUUAAGAUCAAAGGCUCUUGAAGACAGGCUUCGUAAUGAAAUCAAUUUGGCCUUUAAUAUUGUAGCUGAAUAUGAUAGUCGUAUCUCCGUACGCUUGUCGAAAGAAAUGCAGGUGGAUAGUUUCUCUAUGAGAACUAUCGCAGUCUUAGGGCUUCUCUUCCUACCCGGAACCUUUAUUUGUGCAAUAUUCAGUACCAGCUUUUUCAAUUUUUCUCCGGGAAACACUACAGAACCACAACGCUGGGUGGUGUCAGAUAAGUUUUGGAUUUACUGGGUAGUGACAGUUCCAUUAACUCUGGUGAUCAUGCUAUUAUGGUGCAUAUAUCAGCCCUUGAGCCGAAAUCAAAAGUGGGAUCGGAGAUGAGUAUGCAAGUGACGGAUACUUUAAGAAUGAGUGGAAAGUUAUAUAAUAAGAUGAAUAAGUGAGCUGGUUAAAGCAGGUUGUGAUGGACAAUGAUGUGGUUACAUUUACAACAUAUUUGUAAUUAAUACAACAAUUUGAUUAUGAUUUAGGAUCUUGUAUUUUUGUAAAAAGAUUAUUAAUAGAAAAAUUCCUCCA
Botrytis cinerea B05.10 is the source of this 1653-nucleotide messenger RNA. RefSeq lists its product as hypothetical. The coding region runs from base 376 to 1458 and encodes 360 amino acids. The record is from RefSeq and is a predicted model, not a curated record. Lineage: Eukaryota; Fungi; Ascomycota; Leotiomycetes; Helotiales; Sclerotiniaceae. The transcript is spliced from 7 exons.